GCAUUCCAGCCGAUCGACCAUGCGUUUUCUUUUUUCUGGUGUUUAGAAUCAUUUUCAUUGGAAUUCGGUUUAUAAUUUUUUAGAUAGAGCUCGGCAAGGGUGCUUCUUGUCAAUUUUCUGCACAGAUCUUUGGCUACUGGUUUGAGACUCCUUUGCGCUAUGGUCAACAUCUAGUUGUGGUGCACAAGUUGGGAAUUUUGUUUCUUGUGUCCCGCGUGCAUUGCAUCCUAUUCGCAGGUGCACAAAAGUCCCCCGAAAAAGUGGAAUUUGGAAGGGAAGAUACAGAAAAAAGAGACAGAAACCGAUGAAUCGGAUUUCAAAAAAGUUUAUUUGAUCUCUUUCACUUAUUAUAGUUGCCGUCAUGGUGGAACCGAAAGUCUUUCUUUUUGCCAUUGCAGAUGAAAGCUGCAGUGUUUCCUGCGUCAACUUCAACUACGAGAUGCUCCAGGGAACGUCUUUCGGGUUCUUUGCGGUUCCUUUUACAGCGGUUGGUGCCUGUCUUUGGUCGAUUCUGAAAUGGUGCGGAUUGAUUAAGAAUGUAAAGAUGGUGAAGGAUCGCAUUUGUGGAGCAUCUUUUAUCAUGCGGUGGCUAAGUACGACAUCUGAAAGUUCAAAUCUUAUAGUAUCAGCAGGUCAAUAUCAUGCAACUCUUGGAGAGGACAGGGUUUUCGAUCCAUCUACAACUUCCAUGGAUACUCAGUUUCAUUAUAAUGAUGAAGAGUUAGACCGUGCAACUGCACUAUCCAUUGCGGAACAGGAGCAAAGGAAAUGGAACGCAACUGGUCCCAACCUAAAGGAAGACGAGGAACUUGCAAGAGCUCUUCAAGCAAGUAUGAACUUGGAUUCCCUUUGGGCAAAUGAUAAUACUCAUCAGCCUCCUCCAUUUCCCUUUCUGACUGGAUUAAGGUUAUGUGCUGGUUGCAACAAUGAAAUUGGUCAUCACCGCUUCCUGAAUUGCAUGGGUGCACUUUGGCAUCCAGAAUGUUUUCGCUGUUAUUAUUGCAAUCAGCCUAUAUAUGAAAUGGAGUUUUCUAUGUCUGGGAACUACCCAUACCACAAGUCCUGCUAUCAAGAGUGUCAUCAUCCCAAAUGUGAUGUCUGCAAGCAAUUUAUUCCAGUAAACGGAGUUGGUAUGGUCGAGUUUAGAGCGCAUCCUUUCUGGGGACAGAAAUAUUGUCCAUCGCAUGAGUUUGACAAUACCCCAAGGUGCUGUAGUUGUGAACACAUGGAGCCUCGCAAUGUACAGUACGUUUCCUUGGGUGAUGGACGGAAGCUCUGUUUGGAAUGUUUGCACUUUUCAAUCAUGGAUACAAGUGAGUGCCAACCAUUAUUCCUUGAUAUAAGAGAGUUUUAUGAAGGCUUAAACAUGAAAGUGGGGCAGCAAAUUCCAUUGUUAUUAGUUGAGAGGCAGGCAUUGAAUGAGGCCAUGGAAGGAGAAAAACAAGGACACCAUCUGCCUGAAACCAGAGGGCUUUGUCUUUCUGAGGAGCAGACAGUUAGCACUAUCCGGAGAGGACCUAAAAUUGGAAGAGGAAAUUCCAUUAUUAAUAUGAUCACUGAACCAUAUAGAUUGUCUCGCCAUUGUGAAGUAACUGCAAUCCUUAUCUUGUACGGACUUCCAAGAUUGUUGACAGGCUCAAUCUUGGCCCAUGAAAUGAUGCAUGCUUGGCUACGGCUUAAUGGAUACCGAUCUCUGAGACAAGACGUGGAAGAGGGGAUCUGCCAAGUUCUAGCACACAUGUGGUUAGAGUCGGAGAUCAUGUCAGGCUCUGGAAAUAGUUCUGGAUCAACUUCAUCGGCAUCAUCAUCUUCUGCAACAUCAAAGAAGGGCACUAGGACCCCUUUUGAAAGGAAACUUGGGGAAUUCUUCAUUCACCAGAUCGAGUCAGAUCCUUCGCCAACAUAUGGAGGGGGUUUCAGAGCUGGAAAUCGAGCUGUUCUUCAGUAUGGUCUCAAAAGGACAUUGGACCACAUUCGGUUGACGGGCAUGUUCCCAUGAUAUAAGUUUUCAACAUACAGCUUUACUGUGAAGCAUCAUUAUAAGAAAGACAUUGUCAAAAUCUGAUCAUUACUGUCAGAAGAUCAUCGGAUUCAAGUACUUUGUGUCUGUGUAUAUUGACAAACUGAGAUAUGCAUAUGCUAGAACCUAGAACCCCAUAUACUUGGUGGAGAGAGUACAGUGUCAGACGUAUUAAAAAGUAUGCAGGAUACGAAAGGUUCUUUUAUUAUUCUGCCUCUCUCUCGCGCGCGCUGGUACACACAUACCCUUUUAUUUAUUUGUAGGAAACUUGGUUUUGUUCAGAAGUCAGUCGGUUGUAUUUGUCGUAUAAAGGGGAAGGAAAGUGGGUAUACUGCCUAAGAUGAUCAGCUCCUCGGCAAUAUGGUAGAAAUUCAAACUGGGGAAUCUGUUCUGUAUUUUCCUUGCAACACGCAGUUUAUUAUUUAAGGGAUUCCUUUCUGUUA
This is a messenger RNA of Nymphaea colorata (pocket water lily), 2463 nucleotides long. RefSeq names its product protein DA1-like. Bases 362 to 1999 code for a protein of 545 amino acids. Gene Ontology annotation, molecular function: ubiquitin binding. The record is from RefSeq and is a predicted model, not a curated record. Lineage: Eukaryota; Viridiplantae; Streptophyta; Magnoliopsida; Nymphaeales; Nymphaeaceae. The transcript is spliced from 13 exons.